Molecule: messenger RNA, 2393 nt
Organism: Setaria italica (foxtail millet)
Lineage: Eukaryota; Viridiplantae; Streptophyta; Magnoliopsida; Poales; Poaceae
Exons: 5
Coding region: 112-1719 (535 amino acids)
Source: RefSeq, a predicted model, not a curated record
CGGUGAGUUCUCGGGUUGGUUUUCAUCAUCCUUCGCCAUCUGUUUUCUACAGACGAGCGAGCGAACGCCGGCAGAGGAAAAUUUUCUUCUUAUUGUCAAUCAAUAAGAAAAAUGGUAAGUCCAAGGAAACAUGUGCCUUUUCGCCCAAAGGCGAGGGUGCCAAAUCGACAGAAGUCUAAAAUCAUGAAGAUGUCUCUUAAAGACUUACGGAAAACCCAAGAAAAUAUGCGACUAGCAGGUCCACAACACGGUAAACAAUAUCAUGGUCAGUUGGAAGCUAAAAUUGCGAAAAAGAGUGAUAGCAAGUUAAGUCAAGUUCAACCUACAUCAAAGGAUAUGAAGCAACAUAGUACCUUGAGUUUGAAAAAUCACUGGCCAAGGCCAGAUAUGGAUGUUGUAUUGAAUGAACCAUUUCCCUUGAAGAAAAAACGAGAUGUUCCAACUCGCUUGAAGGCUAUGUCAGAGUUGGGUCACAAGGAAACCAAGAGAUUAAAAGAGCGACCAGAUUUUGAUCAACAAGAUUUCUCAAAGAGCACAGAGUUUUCAAUUUCAAAUGGACCAAAUGCCCCAAAGGCAAGUAAAAUCUUGGUUCUUGAGAACAAUUGCUCAAAUGAAGGCAAGGAAAGACCUGAUGGAAUUGUAAGUACCAAAGAAAAGGGUAAAUACAAUACGAGAGCAAGUCAUGCCAUUUGUGCUAAGCAAGAAGGUCCCAAGUCAUUGAAAGGUAUCCAACACAUGCAACAACUUCAGAGAAAUUUAGAGAAGGCACUAUCCAAGAAUGAUAACCAAAGAGAUCUCAUAGAGAUAAACUUUGAGUCAAGUAAUAGGGGCCAAGUUGCUAAAUGUGAUGGCGGAACCAAUAAUGACAUGUCUAAGAAGAGGAAGGAACCAUUGUUGGAAGAAAAGGCUAAAACAAUUGAGGAUGAUGGUAACAAAGAUGUACAAGGGAAUAAUACGGCUAGUAGGCUGAUGAAGAAACAAAGAUGUGUGAAAGGUAAAGAUGAUGAGGAAGGACACGAAGGUGGUGGUAAUCAUAAUCCUAUUGGUGUGGGAGAUGACAACACUAGAUCUUUGUCACAAGAUAAUAUUUCAAAAGAUGGUCAUGUCAAAGUCUCCAUGGUGACAUUUGUUGAGCAACAACACCAUUGUUGCUCAAAGCCCAUUGACAAACCUAAUUGGAGCGGAAUCUUUAAGAUAGAUGGUGGGGAAUAUAUAUCAUUGGUUGGACAUUUGUCAACCAAAUCAUGUGAGAAAGCAUGGAGUUUAUCUAGACAAUUGCUUCCACUAGUUGAAUUGAAAAGACUUCCGAGAUCAGAGGUGUGGCCUAAGGCAUGGGAGGCAUCAAAACCAAGCGGCGACAACAUUGGCAUAUACUUUUUUCCUCAUGUUAUGAGGCAAGAUAAAGACCUAGAUGAACUAAUUAAAGAAGUCAUGGAGAAUGAUUUGGUUUUGCGGGCUAUUAUUGGUGAUGCUGAGAUGUUGAUAUUCCCAUCUAUUCUAUUGCCUAAUCAUCACAAAACAUUUCAGAGAAAACAUUACCUGUGGGGAGUAUUCAAGCCUAGAGAAGAUAUAGGUGCUGUAGUUGCAGAACCCUUAAGUGCUAUAGGGCGUUGUGCACAGGAGGUAGAGAAGGAAAAACAGCAGCAUGUCUCAGAUCAGAAAGAUGAUAAUUUACAAAGGGAAGAACCGAACACCAUAAACCAUCGGUUGCCUGCUUAAAACACUCAAGAUGAAGCUAGGCCACCCAACAUGAGCUCUGAUCUUAAUGCUCCUGAAGAAGGGACACAGGAAGAAGCUGAAGCUACUCCGGUUGCUACUGCUGCUGCUGCAUCGCCUGCAAACUAUGGACAGAUUGAUCCAAGCAUGGGACUUCCCCUGGGCAGGCUCAUGGGUUUUGUAGUUCGUCAGACUCCAAAACUCGAGCAACUUAUUCAAGAGAUGAAACGUGAAGGUGCGUUGGUAUUUGCUAUGGAGGAUCAGAGUUUAGGUGCCGGAUCUUGGCCAGGCAGCAUGGCUACUGCCGUGCAAAAGUAGGGGCCAGGGCAUGACUUUCGUCCUCUAUGGAAUCUGACUUCAGCCAGUGUCCUUCGUCAGCAUGAACAGAAGGCUGCCUAGCUUGUCCUGAUGGUAAGAUAAUACGGAUUUGGGGUCUAUUCAACGGUGAAGCAGCUUGGUGGAAGUUGAGCAGGAGCAGAGCUUGGAUUAGAGCAUGUUCAGCACCUUUCUGUGCCUAUCUAUUCAGAAGAAGGCUGCUGCUGUAGGGGUUCAGAUCCAGGAGUUUGUAUCUCACGCUAGUAAAAAAGGCUUAGUGUAGUUUAGUCCCAAGUUUAGUUUCUACUUCGACCAAGAUGCAAAUACUGUUUCCACAUCAGCUUGUGUGUUAUUUUUCUGAA